AUGGACAUUCUCAAGGUCCUAUCGCGGGGCAUAAAGCCAAACCCGCAAAAGAAGAAAGCCCAAGCCGCGACGGCGACACCGCUCCCCUCGGCUGGCGCUCUCCCUCGCCCGCAACUGUUCAACGACCCUGUCAAUAUAAACAAUAGAGGCCAAAAAAGGAAAAGGAGGGACGGCGACCAAGGCGAUGGAGCCGACAAUGACUCCGACGGCAGCGAGAGCCCGAGCGACGUCGAUUAUUUUGCGCCGAAGAAGCCUGCCGUUCAGACGGCGCAACCAAAAGCCGAUGCUGAAGCCGGAGCUGAAGAGGCUGUGAAGAAGCGCAAGAUCAAGCUGCUUGAUGAGGACGAGUGCAAGCAGAUUUUGCGGUCGCACAGGCUGAAGUUUACGGUUAUGUCUGGACUGCGGCCGGUAGAGGAGGGCAAGAAAGAGCAAGAGGAUGAGGAGGGGAAGAAGAUAAAGAAGGGCAAGAAGGAUGGUAAGAAGGAGAAGGAAACUGAAAAGAAGAAGAAGAAGAAGAAGAAGGAGGAGGAGGAGGAGGAGGAGGAGGAGGAGGAGGAGGAGGAGGAGGCUUCCAAGAAAGGCGAGAAGGUCCAGAUCUUCCCCCAGCCUCUCAAUUCCUUCGUCGAGCUGCGCACCAUUUACGACAUCGACGCCCAGCUCGCGAACAACAUCCACACGCAGGGCUUCCGCGUGCCAACUGAGGUGCAGAUGGGCAGUUUGCCUUUGCUGCUGCGCCCGAGGAUGGCGCUCAAGAAGACGGCCGAGAAGCACGGGCUUAAGGUGGACAAGCAUGCGGAUAAUGGAAGCGUGGACUUCCUUGCUGUGGCGCCCACCGGCAGUGGCAAGACGAUUACCUUUUUGAUUCCAGCCAUUGAUGGGGUCCUUAGGAGGCGUGCUGCUGAGGGACGGAGCAGGGAUGAUCAUGUGCUUGAGGCAAUUGUAAUUGCGCCGACGAGGGAGCUGGCCAGUCAGAUUGUGAAUGAGGGACGGAAGUUGGCAUUUGGGACGGGUGUUAGAGUUGUGCUGAUGAAAGGACGGAUGAAGAUCCCGGCGCAGGAGAUCGAGGGGAAGCACGCUAAGACGGAAAGUGAGAGUGAGAGCGAGAGCGAAAGCGAGCGGGAGGAGGAAGAGGAAGAGUCUGAAGAGGAGAGCGAGUCCGAGUCCGAGUCGGAGGAUGAGGGCGAGAAGGCAAACAAGGGUGACAAGGAGAAGGGCAACAAGCAUAAGGGCCGCAAGAACAACGCCAACGCCGACAAGCCGCCUACCCGAGUCGACAUCCUUGUCACAACACCCAAGAUCCUGCUCAACUUCCUGACCGGCCGCAGCUCAGGAGGCACGCGCAAGAUCCUCCCCACCGUCCGCUCCCUUAUCCUCGAUGAAGCCGACGUCCUCCUCGACACCAUCUUCCGCAAACAAACAAUGGGCAUCUGGCGCGCCUGCACCAACACCGACGUCAGCCUAACCUGCUGGUCCGCGACCAUGGCCUCCAGCAUCGAAGCCCUCAUUACCAAGCAACUCGACCGCCGCUACAGACAAUACAACGCCUCUCGCCCCCUCAUUCGCCUGGUCGUCGGCCUCAAAGACACCGCCGUCCCCAACAUCACCCACAAACUGAUCUACACGGCCACCGAAAAGGGCAAACUCCUCGCCAUCCGGCAACUCCUCCACCCCGUGUCGGGAGCUGACUCCGGCCCCCCCUUACGUCCCCCCUUCCUGGUCUUCACCCAAACCAUCGAGCGCGCACAAGCCCUCUUCGAAGAACUCCAGUACGACAUCCCCAUUGAAGCGGGCGGUCCUGCUCGCUUGGCCGUGCUCCACUCUUCCCUAACCGACACCGCCCGGUCGCGGAUCAUGGCCCGUUUCCGCGCCGGCGAGGUCUGGGUUCUUAUUACCACGGACGUCUUGGCGCGGGGUAUCGACUUCCCCGGCGUCAAUGGCGUAGUCAACUACGACGUGCCCACCUCCGCAGCGUCAUACGUCCAUCGCGCAGGCCGCACAGGCCGCGCCGGCCGCGAGGGCGGCGUAGCAGUAACCUUCUACACGAAAGACGACAUCCCCUAUGUCAAGAGCAUCGCGAACGUGAUUGCGGCCAGCGAGAGGCAGGCGGGGAAGGAUAUGGAUGCGCCGGAUGCGGCGGUGCACAGGUGGUUGCUGGAGGCGCUGCCGGAUGUGAAGAAGGAGGAGAGGAGGAAGUUGAAGAGUGCGUGGGAGAGGAGGAAGGAGCAUAAUAGGAGGCAGGCGAUUGAGGCGAGUAAGAGGAGGAAGAAGAUGCAGAUGCAGAGGGAGGGGAAGAAGGGUAAUGAUGGUAGGGAUGAGGGGGAGAAGGAGAAGAAGAAGAAGAAGGAGGAGGAGGAGGAGGAGGAGGAGGAGUGGGGGGGUAUUGAGGAUUAG
Molecule: messenger RNA, 2391 nt
Organism: Thermochaetoides thermophila DSM 1495
Lineage: Eukaryota; Fungi; Ascomycota; Sordariomycetes; Sordariales; Chaetomiaceae
Product: ATP dependent RNA helicase-like protein
Exons: 2
Coding region: 1-2391 (796 amino acids)
Biological process (GO): maturation of SSU-rRNA
Cellular component (GO): 90S preribosome
Molecular function (GO): nucleic acid binding; ATP binding; RNA helicase activity
Source: RefSeq, a predicted model, not a curated record